Messenger RNA from Pseudozyma flocculosa PF-1, 2181 nucleotides. RefSeq lists its product as uncharacterized. Bases 1 to 2181 code for a protein of 726 amino acids. Gene Ontology annotation, molecular function: quinone binding; copper ion binding; primary methylamine oxidase activity. The transcript has 3 exons. The record is from RefSeq and is a predicted model, not a curated record. Gene Ontology annotation, biological process: amine metabolic process. Lineage: Eukaryota; Fungi; Basidiomycota; Ustilaginomycetes; Ustilaginales; Ustilaginaceae.
AUGGACGCCCAGCCUCUUGCCCACAAGUCCACGACCCGUUUGGCGGCCGGCCCGUACCACGGCCAUCCACUCGACCCUCCCACCGCCCAGGAGAUCACCGCCACCACCUCGACCUUCCGCGUCUGGCUCGCCGAGCAUGGCGUCAAGGCCUUCAAGAUCGUCACGGUCCUCCUCAAGGAACCGCCCAAGGCCUCGGUCAUCGCCGCCGUUGGAUGGCCCGGAGGCUACCCGGCUGUGCCCAAUCCACCGGCUCUAGAGCGCGUCAUGGAGGUUCACGCCAUCGACGUCGUCAAGGGCGAGGCCUACGAGGCCCUCGUCCGCCUCGACGGGCCCGAGCCCCAGGUCAAAGACGUCCGGAAGCUCGACAAGGGCGUCCAGCCCAGCAUCACGCCAGAGGAGCUCUGCCUCGCCGAAAAGAAGAUCCGGAAGGACGAGCGCGUCGUCAAGCUGGCCGCCGAGGUCGGCAUCGAACCCGAGCAGAUCUUUGCAGACGGCUGGACCAUUGGCUGGGACAAGCGCUUUGGAGACCGGCGCGUCCAGCAGUGUUUGCUCUACGCCCGCCUCAAUGAGCACGACAAUCUCUACGCGCACCCGCUCGACUUCCAGCCCAUCCUCGACUGCAACAGCGACGGCGGCGUCAUCGCCAUCGACUUCCCACAGCACCGCAAUACGCCCGAUGGCAAGCUGUCAAGCGGAACCACGGCGCCGCCGGAGAGCAUCUCGUUCGAGGCGCCCGCGUCGCGUCAGAGGAUCCCACCGCCGCUCGAGCCAUUCGAGUACCUCCCGGACCUGAGCAAGCAGGAGAUGCGCACCGACCUCAAACCGAUUCACGUCACCCAGCCGCAGGGCGUCAGCUUCAAGCGAAGUGGGAACGUGCUCGAAUGGUCCAACUACAAGCUCCACGUAGGCUUCAGCCCACGCGAGGGCAUCGUGCUCUCGACUAUCUCGUACAUGGACGCCGAUCGACCGGGCGCGUCGAUCGCACAGCCAGAGGAGCGACCCAUCAUCUACAAGAUGACCCUGGGCGACAUGGUGGUGCCCUACGGCGAACCGGCCUGGCCCCACUACCGCAAGUUUGCCUUCGACGUGUCCGAGUACUCGAUCGGCUACCUGGCCAACUCGCUCUCGCUCGGCUGCGACUGCCUGGGCUCGAUCGAGUACAUGGACGGCAUCGUGGCCAAGCACGACGGCUCGGCCGAGGUCAUCAAGAACGCCAUCUGCAUCCACGAGGAGGACACGGGCCUGCUGUGGAAGCACACCGACUACCGCGAGGGCGGGCGGGCCCACGCGGUGCGCGGCCGCAAGCUCGUCAUCUCGAUGAUCUGCACCGUGGCCAACUACGAGUACGGCAUCUACUGGAACCUGCACACCGACGGCAACAUCGAGUGCGAAAUCAAGCUGACGGGCAUCCUCAACCUCUACGUGCUGGGUCAGGGCGAGCGCCCGGCGGGCUUCGGCACCGAGGUCAUGCCCCGCGUCAACGCCCACUACCACCAGCACCUCUUCUCCCUCUACGUCGACCCGCACAUUGACGGUCCCAACAACAGCGUCGUCGAGCAGUCGAUCGAGGCGCUGCCGGAGCCGACGGGCUCGAACGAAAACUUUGCGGGCAAUGGGUUCACCGCCAAGAAGCGCGUGCUGCGCACGUCGAAGGAGGCGGUGCGCGACGCGUGCGCCAGCGAGGAGAGGAGCUGGACGUUCAUCAACCCGAGCCAGCACCACUAUGCCAGCGGGCAGCCGGUGGGCUACAAGGUCGUCUGCCCCAACCUGCCUCCGAUGUACGCCAAGCAGGACUCAUUUGUCGCCCGGCGGGCUCCCUUUGCCAAGCACCACUUCUGGACGAUCCCCUACGCCGAGGGCCGCCGCUAUCCGGCGGGCAAGUACGUGCCGCAGACGCCCGACGCUCCCGACGACUCGCUCCAGAACUGGGCCAACGAGGACGGCAACAUCGCCGACACGGACCUCGUCUCGUUCAUCACGUUUGGCACGACGCAUAUCCCGCGCCCUGAAGAUGCGCCUGUGAUGCCAGCAGAGACGGUGCGGUGCAUCCUCAAGCCCGUCGGCUUCUUCCGUCAGAACCCGGCGUUGACGAUCCCCAGCACCCAGGACGCCAAGUCGGUCGCGGCCCAAGCGGCGGCGUCGGCUGGAUCCGAUGACUGCUGCCAGAAGGGGAGGCUCUAA